This is a messenger RNA of Actinia tenebrosa (Australian red waratah sea anemone), 1331 nucleotides long. RefSeq names its product protein SPMIP7. Lineage: Eukaryota; Metazoa; Cnidaria; Anthozoa; Actiniaria; Actiniidae. The record is from RefSeq and is a predicted model, not a curated record.
AACGCGGUCGAGCAUCCGAUCGCGUUCCAGAACACAAUAUAGAUAACUUUCACUAUAGCUUAAGAAAUUCCUUAUAAAAGAUCUUUAAGGUUUUCUUUUUAUGCCUCAGUUGUAAAUGCUAUUUUUAUUGAUGGUAAACCAAAUAUGGCUUGUGUAACAGAGAGAUUUCAGUCGCGAUCUCCGUACGGGACGUUUCGUUUACAUCUGCCUGAAGACCCCCUGGCUGUUGGCCAACGUUCUCAGAGACAAAAAGUAACAGGAAGGUUUCCACCAACGCGUGGAAUCCACGAUAUAAUAUCCUUUCAAGAACGGGACGAGUCUAAUUAUAGAGUGUAUAGCGAUAAAGGGGAGAGGAGAGCCGAAGCUCCGAGAAGACAGGACACUCCAGUAGUUGACCCAAUUAGUGGCUUUACCUCAGUAGGUGCUGAUGCAGAAGAUGGUAAUCAUAAACCUAUCGAGCCAUUAUUUUGUAAAGAUCAUCGUCCUCAGUCUGCUAAGCCUUACGGUAGACCCAUUACGUCUCCUACUUCUGAACUAAGGACGAUAAAUGCUCCUUGGGAAUCGAAGAACAAAGACUUGGAGAGCUAUGGAAACUUUCAAACUGGGCAAUCGAGCCGUGAAAAUGAGUCAAGCAAGGUUCCAAUAAAUGAGAAAAUAAAGAAUAAAGAAUGGAGAGAUGCAGUUGCAACAAGAGCAUUCUACACUUCACAAACACAGAGGCUGUACAAUGGUGUUGACUGGGCCAACAAACUACCACCAGCUUUAGACCCUCCUCCCACUACACUUGAACUCAGACCAGACAUGGUAUCACGGAAGUUUUCCCUCAAACGAUAUGAUGCUAGACCUGAAUUAUGGCAGCAAUUAGGCAGUAGACCACACAGUUGGGAUUAUCUACAGUCAAGGAAUGGAAACUACAUUUAUGGAACUGUUAACUUUUGUAGUCCAAACAAAAAGAUUGGUCACAUACCUGGAUACACCGGAUCUACCUCAGGGAUUCAUGAAAGAGAUCAUCCUAAUUUUGACUUUGGUGCUAUAACAUUAGUAAGGAAUCACAAACCAAGAUAUACUGACACUUCUAAAAGAGGUAAUAUUCCUGGAUACACUGGUCAUUCCCUCUAUUCGUCUCAUCAUCCUGCACACUCUAAGGAACCACAUCCCAGAGCAUGUACUACUGCCAGAACACACAGAAAACUUCAAGUUCCAUCAACUUUAAAUCUGUCGCCAUUCAAAAGGGACUCCCAGAUGUCCAAAAUGGUUACUCUGGUUCACCCUUUCAAUCCUUUCAAUAAGAUUGAUUAACUAUAAUUUUGUAUAGUUUUGUACAUUUUUGA